Molecule: messenger RNA, 342 nt
Organism: Didymodactylos carnosus
Lineage: Eukaryota; Metazoa; Rotifera; Eurotatoria; Philodinida; Philodinidae
Source: the annotation of a GenBank genome assembly
AUGAAACAUCUUAUUUUAAACGAUGUGUUGAAAUUAAAAGGUAUAAAUUUUUAUAAUUUUAUUGAGAAAGAAAUCGGACCGGUGGCAAAAGAAAUAUUAGAGGUUCAAGGUUAUGAUACGUCACUUAGUCUAGCCCGAAAUAAUGAUGAUGUGUUUUCAAUAUUUAAUAAUGAUAUUAGAGAUUUGGCGGAGUUGAGAAAACAAGUUGAUUUCGACGUUAAAAAUGGAGAUGACGUAAAAUUUAUUAUCAAAGGUGGUUUAAAAAGUAAAGUGGAUAGUUUUCUCCAUGAUAAAAAAAAUAAACUAUCGUCUGACAGACUUUUACGUGUACAAGGAAAAUAA